Molecule: messenger RNA, 1527 nt
Organism: Plasmodium vinckei vinckei
Lineage: Eukaryota; Apicomplexa; Aconoidasida; Haemosporida; Plasmodiidae
Product: conserved Plasmodium protein, unknown function
Exons: 1
Coding region: 1-1527 (508 amino acids)
Source: RefSeq, a predicted model, not a curated record
AUGGAUCAUAGACUUUUAGGCAAUAAUCAUUCAUACUAUAAAAGAAAAUCAAUAUACGAUAAUGGAUACGGAAAUUGUGAUAUACCUAAAGGUAAACUUCUUCAUCUUAUUAUAAGAAUAGGUAUAACAAUUAUAACUAUAUUAGUUAUUUCACUGUUUAUAAAAAGUAACAAUAAAAUCGCACGAAAUUUAAGCAUAAUGCAAAUUAGUAUAGAGGAACAUGAGUUUUUUAACUCUUUGGGAUUUCCAUUAAAUAGCAAAGAACUAAUUUAUAGUAAAUUAGAAUCAUGGGGUUUUAAUUUGUCCGACAUAGGAGAAGAAGGAUUAAAUCCAGAAUAUAAUGAAGGAAAUAUAAAAAAUUAUAAAUAUUCCAAAUAUACUUAUAAAGACAUAUUAUUAUUAAAUUAUGUAAAUAAUGAACGAAGUGAAAUUUCGAAAAAUAUAUUUUUAUAUAAAUUUAUAGAAUUAUUAAAAACAAAGGAAAUAAAUACAUUUUAUGAUUUUUUACAAAACUUUAUGAUAUUACAAGAUUUAAAUUGUUUACCGAUUAGUUACAAAGGUAUAUAUAUAAAUAAUAAAUUUUUUACACUUAGUUAUGCAAACGAAUUUACUAUUGAUGAUAUAAAUAAAGUUGAAACUUUAAUAAACGAAAAGCCAUUCUUAUAUUUAACAUAUCAUGGUGGUAAAAAAAAAAAUGGUAUUCACAAUAUUUGUAAAUUUUCAAGAGAUGGAUAUUUUUUAGGAUCUGUAUUAUUACCAUUUGAACAUAAUGGAAUAUUUUUUAAUAUUGUAAGUUUAAGAGGAUUAUUGUUACACGACAAUUAUUUAUAUGUUGCUGAUUCGUUUAAAAAUAAUUCAAAAAUAUAUAAAUUUUCGGAUACUAUAAAUAAUUUAUCAAAUAGAAGAGAAUUUGUGUCUGUCUUUAUUUCACAAGAUAACCAAUCAAACCCUUUAAUGAUACAUCCAUAUGGAAUAAAAAAACAUGAUGAUUAUUUUUAUAUAAGUUCACAAAAUACGGGAACAGUAUUAAGGUUUGAUAUUGAAGAUGGGGAGUUAGGUCCAUCAAAAGAUUCAUUAAAAAAUACACAUAAUGGUGUUGUUGUUAAAUUAAAUCAAUUUGAAGAAAUAAGGGGAUUAGAUUUUGAUCAUUUAGGAAGAUGUUAUGUAUCAAAUAAACAAGUAGGUGUACAAGUAUAUGAUAAAAAUUUUAAUUUAAUAAAAAUUAUUCCAAUGUUUUCUCCUAUAUCUGUUUUAUUUAACAAUGCUAAUAAUCGUAUAUUAGUAGGGAGUUCCAAAAGUCAUGAUAUAAAAGAAUAUGAUACUCAGAAUUUCGAACUCAUAAAAACAAUAAAACACCCAUUACUUAAACAUGUAGCAGGUAUGGUUAUAUAUAAAGAUUCCUUAUUUGUUAUAUCACAGAGAAAAAAUAAAUUACUUGAAUUUUCAUUAACUACAAAUUUGUUAAAAAAUAUUAUUAUUAACGAUUUUAGUGACAUUGGGGAACGUGUCAUAUUAUCAUGGGCCUAG